Molecule: messenger RNA, 632 nt
Organism: Zymoseptoria tritici IPO323
Lineage: Eukaryota; Fungi; Ascomycota; Dothideomycetes; Mycosphaerellales; Mycosphaerellaceae
Exons: 1
Coding region: 19-615 (198 amino acids)
Source: RefSeq, a predicted model, not a curated record
GAUACCAUCAAAUCCAUCAUGGCACUCUGGCCGCUCAACUCGAGCAUGAUGGCACUUCUCGAUGUUCAAACGGUCAAGUCGGCCAUGAGGUCUUACCGUCACUUUUGCACAAGACCUGCGUCGAGAUCGCGCGAGAUUGGCAACCGCUCCUCGAGAGACAAGAUCGGAACGCCUUCUCAUGUUCCCACAGCGAACUUUCACUCAUGGGCACCGCUGGAAGAGACAUCCUCCGUCCUGCUUUCACAAAAGAAUGGGACGUCCAUUUAUGUCGACUUCCGCUAUGCCGUCAAGCUGUUCGCGCAUCGCAUCACACUACCGCAAUGCUCUUAUGCCCUGCGACGACCAACAAAAUCACUUCUCACACAAUCACAGUAUGGCACUUUCGAAGACUCGGCGACAUCGACUUUCACAACAGUCACGAGUUCAAUUUGUAGCCUAGAGCAAACCACAAGGUCUGCCAAGACCGUCUCACUCGUGUUGCAGUGUCAGAGCUCUGCUAUGAUGACUUUGCGUCUAUUUGUUGAGACACAUACCACCGACAGGAAACGAAGGAAUGACGCGAAAGAUUCACUUGAAACCCAUCGCCGCCGCAAAUUGGUCGAAGGACCGGUCUGAAGCCUGGUGGAUGGCCU